AUGUCUCCUAGAGUUGAUCCAGCUCUCUUGAAAGCUCUCUCGCUCGACUCUACUACAGCUACGAUCUCCAAACAUGGAGGAAGUGGGUUCGCAGAGACCUUCAUGUUAAGUGGUACAAUUGAUGGAGAGCAAAGGUUAUUCUUCGUGAAGACUGGAGGGACGGAUAGCGAGGAGAUAUUUAGAGGAGAACACGCAUCCCUCAACGCUAUCCAUUCAAUCGUACCUUCUCUCUGUCCCAAAUCUCACGCCCACGGUCCAUUAGAAUCCGGUGGAUUUUUCUUAGCAACAGAUUUCCUCGAUUUGAACCCGCCACGAGAUGGAAUCCCUGGAUCCGGCAUAUCUUUAGCGAGAAAAUUGGCAAAGUUGCAUAGCACACCAGCACCGAUUCCAGAAGGAUAUGAAGAGCCGGUGUUUGGAUUCCCGGUUACGACGUGUUGUGGAGAGACACCGCAGGAUAAUGGGUUUAAGGAGAGUUGGGCGGAGUUUUAUGGGGAGAAUAGGCUGAGGGGUAUACUUCAGAAAGCAGAGUCGAGGAAUGGCGCGGAUGGUGAGUUGGAGGGGUUGGUCGGGGAGGUGAUUAAGAUGGUGGUUCCGAGGUUGUUGGGGGAUGGACAUCUAAGGGGCAAAGAUGGGGAGAAUAUUAAGCCGGUGGUUGUGCAUGGGGAUUUGUGGAGUGGAAAUCAUGGGAGGGGAAGGAUUGGAGAUGGCGGGAUUGAAGAAGUGGUUUUUGAUCCGAGUGCUUGUUGGGCACAUGCGGAGUUUGAGGCGGGGAUUAUGGGGAUGUUUGGAGGCUUCGGAGGGGCAUUCUGGAGGGAGUAUCAUGAGAUUAGACCAAAGGAUGAGCCGGUAGAUGAGUGGGAGGAUAGGUGUUUGUUGUAUGAAUUGUAUCAUCAUUUGAACCAUUAUGCAAUGUUUGGAGGUGGAUAUAGGGGAGGUGCUAUGAGUAUUAUGAGAAGACUUCUGAAGAAGUAUGGAAAGAAAAUUUGA
Molecule: messenger RNA, 987 nt
Organism: Sclerotinia borealis F-4128
Lineage: Eukaryota; Fungi; Ascomycota; Leotiomycetes; Helotiales; Sclerotiniaceae
Source: the annotation of a GenBank genome assembly